This is a messenger RNA of Varroa destructor (honeybee mite), 1364 nucleotides long. RefSeq lists its product as uncharacterized. Lineage: Eukaryota; Metazoa; Arthropoda; Arachnida; Mesostigmata; Varroidae. The record is from RefSeq and is a predicted model, not a curated record.
UCCCGUUCCUCCGCCAGGCUCCUUGUCUAGCAGUUCAACUUGUUCACUGAGUUUUGUCGUGAAUUAAUCAGCAGUACUAAAAACCGUUGCUUCUCCGUUUUUUUUCCCUAUAUCGAUUAGUUGUUGAAAGAGCGUAGGCGAGAAAAUGCGACCUUUGUCAGGAAGAUCCCGGUCUCGAUCACACUGAAAUGAACCAGCUGACUAAAGUAGGAAAUACCGCUCGAUACAUAGAUCGAACCUGGUUCGCGUAACAUGCUAAAAAUGCGGAACAACAUUAGCCUAUCAUAGUGUUAAGUUACAAUAUAUAGCCGUGAAAAAUCAGACGAAGGAGUACUAAGAAGUUGCCAAGUGUUGCUAACGACCGAGAGAAAGAGAACAUUCGUAGCAAGAGAUCGUUCCAAAAAGGACCAAAGUAGAAACAAAGAAAGGCAGGCACAGGUGAAUGAAGACGUCACCUAGAGGCUGGAGGAACGUGCCGAAGACGUAAUAACUACAUCAAAGAUUUAGAAGCACACAAGAUUUAGAAAGAGCAGCAUUUCCUGAUUAUCUCUUAUACAUUUCUAUCCUCAGUACUGCGAGCUUCGUUUCUUCAGUAUGCCACUCCUGGAUGAAUCGUAGCUCUCUCAGGGGUCGAACGUAGGCUCGAAUGUGCGUUGUUCCGCUGCUUGCUGCUGCUGCUGCUGCCGCAUAGUAGAAGCUGCUGCUCCACAAAUAAUUCCGCUACGCGCAGUCCCCCGAUGCAUAUUACUAUUGAAACAUCUUCUAAGACAGGACAGUCCUGCACUCUCAAUGGGUCAGGCCACAUCCACCGUCUGACAACCUACCAAAACCACCGGGGCCCCGCUUGGGGCAAAUGUAGGAGUUUUACUCUGCAGCGGCCAUUAAAGGCCAAUGAUGCCGCAUUUAAAAUAGGCACGUCACCGCGUCGCCAAAUUGAAGAACACCCACUUAGAUCCAACUCUUCUGUUGAAGCGGCCUAUGUGACUCGCACCAAUCACGGACAGUGGCCUUCGGUCCGACACAAAUGGUCCUCACCUUCUUCUUCUUCUUGUUUGCCCAAUUUGAUCAACAAAACUUGGCCGCGGUGGCACAGCCGGUGGCACCUGGCGGUAGCCGUGUUCGUGAUAGAUUGUUCGUUGCUGAUGCUUCCAAACCACGUCGGAGCCGCCAAAGGACUGCCUGACAGGAUACCCGUUGGUGCGAUCUUCUUAAAAGAGGGAGAAACAGAGUUACGAGCGGCGUUCGAGCACGCGAUCGAAGUGCACAAUUACCGCGAUUCACACUUCUCGGUGGCGCCGCAUGUGGAACUAGUAGAAUCUGAUGAUCCUUUUCAGGUCGCUAAAAAAAGUAAGCAGGAAUUUUAA